Molecule: messenger RNA, 2736 nt
Organism: Hipposideros armiger (great roundleaf bat)
Lineage: Eukaryota; Metazoa; Chordata; Mammalia; Chiroptera; Hipposideridae
Gene: CUNH22orf23
Product: chromosome unknown C22orf23 homolog
Exons: 7
Coding region: 311-964 (217 amino acids)
Source: RefSeq, a predicted model, not a curated record
CGUCUAGCUGCGGGCUCUGGACGCCGAGGUCUCAAAGUGUUUCUGCACGGCCUCCGGCGUGAGGCCGCGGUAGAGCCGUGCUUUGGUCUCCGGAGCCCAGCCGCCGCUCUCUGUGGGAAGGGGCGCACCCAGCCGGGGGUCUUACUUUAGCGUGAGGUUUCAAUUUUGGCGUAACACUCAGCAGGCUUCAUAGAAGCGCUUUAUCUUGCAGUGAUGAUGAAAGAAUCCUAACUGACUAAAUUCCAACAGCUAUCUUAAGGCCCUCUUCCUCCCCAAAGGCCUUCCUUGCCACAAGCACCAGGGCCCUGCCAUGGCUUCCCAGGAGAAGAUGGAGGCAGUGACCAAAGGAUCGGGGCUCUGGAGCUGCCCCAAGCCAGCCACUUACACCCCUGGGACCUGUGAGCUCCUGAGAGUAAUGAUGAAGGAAUCCAGACUGACUAAAUUCCAACAGCGCCACAUCAUGGACACCAUGAAAAGAGGAGACAUUCUGCCCCUACAGUGCAGCCCAACAUCCAGCCAGAGGGUCUUGCCUUCCAAGCAGCCAGCCUCGCCCAUCUACCUGCCUCCCAUCCUGGAGGCCCGAUCCCACCUCCGGCCUGCCAGCAUGUGCCAGGCCAACGGGGCCUACUGCCGGGAGCAGUUCAAGCCUCGAGCCACCCGUGAUCUGGAGAAGGAGAAGCAAAGACUCCAAAAUAUCUUUGCCACAGGGAAGGACAAAAAGGAACGGGAAAAAAAGCCCCCUCCUGUGCCACAGGAGGACCCAGCCCCCGAGCUGGACCGGUUCGAAGAACUGGUGAAGGAGAUCCGGGAGAGGAAAGACUUCCUGGCGGACAUGGAGGCCCUGGGACAGGGCAGACAGUACCGAGGGAUCAUGCUUACUGAAAUCUCCCAGAAACUACGGGAAAUGGAAGACAUUGACCACAAGAGGACUGAGGAACUUAGGAAGGCACUUGCCACCACUUAAUCUGUCUCCAGAAAUGGGGCAGAGUAUCCGAUCCUUGACUGCUGGAGCCCACCCCCUUACCAAGCAGGGUCACCCCCAGGUCAGCCCACCCAUCCUGGCCUUCCGCCAUGUCCAACGGUCAUACAACACUGCCCUGGCCUCAGGUACCCUGGGCAUGUACAGCACCCUAGAAAAUGGACAUCAGAGAAUGAGCCCGUUCUCCUCAAGACUGUGCCCAGGGAUCCACCGUCACUGAUUUGCACACACGACUUCGAGUCUUUUCUUGGGGAAAGAACCCCAGGUGCAGUGAAAGUGAGGUCCGAGUCUCACCACCUGGGGCGACUAAGAGCAUCCAAUGGGCCCUCGUCUCACCAUCUCCACCCACUGUGUGCGCCCACAUUGAGUUUUCUGAACUUAGGAAUGAAUGUGAUUCUUUUCUUCCUACCUGUCUUAGGACCGACUUAUUUGACUUCUUAUAGCCUAAGGCAAAUGUUUAACUGCUACGAUUAAUUGGCUAAUAAAACAUAUUUACAUAAGUCAUUACACAUACCGUUUUGUUUUCAGAGGGAUAAGGCUGAUUUGUUCAAGGAAUUAGAAUUUUUCAAGCACAGAUGGUUUCUAGCUGUUUGCAUAUUUCAAGUGGAAAAGGAAACCAAUGCCUCUUGAGCACCCCAUGGCCGGGCACUGUGGCAGGUGCUGAAUUUCACUCUCAGUUCAUUCUCUCAAUAAACCCCUGCAAUGGUUCAUUUAUCCCUGUCUGUGUGAAAACUAAGGCUCACGAAGAUACUGUAACCAAGGUCAUUUCACAGCAGGUAGCCUACUGAAGAUUAAGUUAGCUUUAUGUCUUUCCACUAAACCAGGACCACAUGAGAAGAAACCCAAAGGGGCGGGAGGAACCAGAGAGCCCCAGUUUUGGAGUUCCGAUGCAGCCUGUGCUCCACGACCUUGGGCAACCCCCCAGCCUCAGCGCCGAUUGCUCUUCUGGGAGGCCCGGCACAGGGCACAUGGCAGUCCCCAGAUCUGACAACCAUGAGCUCUACAUUCUCUGGUACCCUUGUCAUUUUCCCAUCCCCAUAUAUCAAAAUAUUUUGGAAAUGUCAACCAACCCUCCCACCUGGAGGGAUUCACAUAAUCCUACAGGCCACGUGACCCAAGUUCUGGUUUGCAGGAUAAACACCACCUGUAGCCUCAAACAGAUAAGCGGCAAAGGUCAGACCAAGGGCUGGCCCCAGAACAUUCCAUGCGAAGCCUGUGUCCUUACGCUCCAGACCUGAGGGUGGACGGUAUGUCAUGAGGAUAGCUGUCCUCCACCUGGAAGGCUCAACCACGUGGCUCAAAGGCAGCAGACUGGAGAAUCCCAGGCUAAAUUCAGCCUACCCUUGAUUUCUAUUCAGAUUAGUUGCCAACAUUUACAAAUUACACACACACACACACACACACACACAAUCUGGAUUUCUAGCUUCUUUUGAAAAAUGGACAGAUCUGACAACACUUGGUCACAUUCCCACAGGCUACAGUUGACCUAAGGAAGAAGUUCCCUCUUUAGUUGCGGCAUAGACGCCCCGGUUCACCCCAGUCCCCACCACCUGAGUCUCCUGACACCGAGACGGCCUGAUGGAGCCCUCCCUCAGCUUACAACCAGCCCGGGUCACGUGUCCUGGCCCAGGGAAGGCCCUGGAGGUGGUGACCCCGCAGAUCCACAGGCACGUUUGGAAGGAGACCGCCAGGGGUGACACGGGUGCAGGAGCCACCUCCCCCUGCAGAGGUGGGGAGUCCUGCCCGACAGCGGGCAG